Messenger RNA from Anopheles bellator, 2073 nucleotides. RefSeq names its product ATP-dependent DNA/RNA helicase DHX36-like. The record is from RefSeq and is a predicted model, not a curated record. The annotation marks the transcript as partial. Gene Ontology annotation, cellular component: nucleus; cytoplasm; intracellular anatomical structure. NCBI's taxonomy places the organism in Eukaryota, Metazoa, Arthropoda, Insecta, Diptera, Culicidae. Gene Ontology annotation, molecular function: DNA helicase activity; G-quadruplex RNA binding. The transcript is spliced from 4 exons.
UUUUCCGAGUACUUUAACCGGUGUCCGAUGGUGGAAAUUCAAGGCAUCACAUAUCCUGUCCGCGAGUACUACCUUGAAGAUGUGCUGGCGGAGCUAAAAUUUUACUCCUUCGAAGAUAAAACGAGUCGAAAUCCGCGCGACAGAAAAAGAAAUAGAACACAAACAGCACAGCAGGACGAAUUCUACGACAUGAUCGAAGCUUACACCAGUGAAAUACGCAAUAAAUAUUCGGCUUCGGUUAUCCGAGCGUUGAGCAAUCGUGGUAGUGAAAACCACCAAAAUGAACUGAUCGUGGAACUGCUGUACUACAUCACUUAUGCGCAGCCUGCAGGUGCGAUCUUGGUGUUUCUACCGAGUGUGAUGCAGAUAUCGGAUAUCUACAGGAUGAUCCAUGAACACCCGAAGUUAUCCACGGCACGGCUAGUCGUGUAUCCCCUUCACUCGAAGAUACCAACCGCAGAACAAACGGCAGUAUUUGAUCGACCUCCGGCCGAAACCCGGAAGAUUAUCCUCUCAACAAACAUCGCCGAAACGUCGAUCACAAUUGACGAUAUUGUGUACGUCAUUAAUGCAGGGCGCCACAAGCUCAAUACGUACGAAAAUGGUAUAUCGGCGUUGCGUGACGAAUGGAUCUCGUUGUCUAACGAAAUUCAACGAAAGGGUCGAGCUGGUCGAGUACAGGAAGGAACGUGCUACCAUCUUUACAGCCGAGCCCGGAGGCGCACAUUCUUGGAGAAUGUACCUCCGGAGAUUUUGCGAGUAGCACUCGAUGAAGUCAUUCUGCAAGUGAAAAUCUUGCGCCUUGGUGAGGUACGCGUCUUUAUGGACCGAUUGUUGGACAAACCAUCCGACACCGUGAUCGAAGAAUCAUUGAAGCUGCUGAACAGAUUGAACGCGAUUGAUGACGACCAGAAACUGACGCCUCUCGGUUAUCAUCUGGCGCGACUACCAAUGGACCCUCGCACCGGCAAAAUGAUUCUACUAGCGAGUAUUUUCGGCUGUAUUGAUCCCAUAACCUCAAUCGCUGCGAGCCUUUCUUUCAAAAAUGCGUUCUACAAACCACUUGGCAAAGAAAAGGAAGUCGAUCGUAUCCGACGCCGGUUUGCCGACGGGAUUGCCAGCGAUCACAUCAUGCUGGCACGCGUACUCGACGAAUGGCGCCGCCAGUCCAAUCGGGCGGGAUUCUGUCAUCGGCAUUUUCUCAACAACGCCACACUUCAGCAGCUGAGCAACAUGAAGCGUCAAUUCUGUGAGUAUCUUCACGGAGCCCACUUCUUGUCGGCGGUAGAAUGCGAAGCACCGGAAAACAACCACCACACGGGAAGCAACGAACUGUUGGCCGCGAUCGUUGGAGCCGGGCUGUAUCCGAACGUAGCCUUCGUGCGAAAGGUAAUUCGGUCACGGAACAGUCCCGAUGGGCGAGCGAUCCUGAACAUCGAAGGACAAGGUCGCGCAGAAAUCCACCCUGCAUCGGUCAACAGCAACCGUGGCAUCUUCCAUUCGAAUUUUGUCGUGUAUUACGAUAUGCAGAAGCUCUCCGCACUCACCAUCUUCGAUACGACAGUGGUGAACCCGUUUUCGUUGCUAUUCUUUGGCGACAAUCACGUGGAAACCGAAGACGACCACGAGUUGAUAUCGAUUGCGGGUCACUACUGCCUCAAGUGUGACAAAGCAACGUAUCGCUUGAUACAGGAUCUCCGCAAUGGAUUUAAUCUCUUUCUACAAAAGAAAAUUUGCGAACCAUCGCCAGUUGAUUGGGACGCGACGGAAGGUGACUUGUUGCGAGCUAUCAUAAAGCUAAUCACCGUCGAAUGCAAGUACGACGAUCAUUUCGGGGACGAAGAGACAACAUUAGGAACGGAGGAGUCGCAUUAGUUCUUUCGGCGGUGUCCAUUACCGUCCGUUACCAUCAUUUCGCUCGAAAUUACAACAAACGUUACGCCAAAGAGGAUCUUAGUGACACAGAACGAAAGGAACGAACUUCCGUUUUGCUUCUGCUCCGUUAAGUGACGCGAAUUGUGUUAUUUUGUUUAAUUUUUUUUAUUGUUGGAUAGGUUGGAUUACGUAUAAAUU